AAUCUAAAGUCUUACCCAUGAAGCUGACCACGCCCUUUCAAACACGCCUCCUGACAUUUUGUGAAGCUCUGUCAAGCAAUGAAAGCUCACUCUUCCCACUAGACUGGUCAUCAUGCGUGUGCAGAGAGUGAAGGUUUUGGUGAGUUUUGUGAUACUAGGACUAUUAGUAGCUGUUCUCUUUCUUCAUCGGACCCCAAGUGCUUCAACUGUGAUACACAGUCAAAAAAGACUAAACUCCACUAUAGAGAAGCUUCUUGAACAUAAUGAACAGUUGAAGAACAGUGACAACAGUAUUCCCUACCACCUCAAAGAAACUACAGCACGCAGAAAUGGAUGUGUUUGUGAAGGAGACACAAGGAGUUUUAAUGUGCCCUUCAGUGACCUGUUGUUUCCUCGGGUGGGUGCUGCGGCUUUGCACACUGCAUUCAGAGAAACAGAGCUGGAAGAAAUAAAGAAGCGCAGACACCAUGAGUACAACAGCUUUCUGAGGAGAUCAAAUACAGCAGCAAAUCUUCUUAUCAUUGCUGAGGCAAAUAUUCCUCUUCAGUACCCCAUCCAGGGUUUGCAGGUCCGGCCUAAAAAGUCUACUUUAAUUCCUGGGCUGGGUCUGAAACUUAAGUCAAGGAAGGUUUAUUCAGUGAAUUUUGUUGCUAGUAUGGGUACAUUUGAUGUAGCAGCCUUGGUGGAAAAUGUCCACAUAAACGGGGAAGGAACAAUGCACAUGAACCUCUCCAGCCCACUUCUAUCUGCACUUAACAGACAGCUGCAGUUCGUCACUUACACAAAUAUAAUUUUUCAUCCCAGUACUGCAGACAUAGUGCAAUUUAGAACUCAUGGAUUCCAAGCAUCCUUCACCAUUAAAAUCCAACAUGAAUUUACUCCUAAACUCUAUGAUCCUGGACCUACUGGACCUAAAGGAGAAUACAACAUAGACACGCUUGUUACCAUUGCUACAAAAACAUUUCUGCGUUAUGACAAGCUUCAGGAUUUGAUUGACAGCAUUCGACAGUUCUAUCCAACGGUCACAAUAGUUAUAGCUGACGACAGCGAGCAUCCUAAGCCUGUAACUGGCCCUUACAUAGAGCACUACAUCAUGCCUUACAGAAAGGGUUGGUUUGCUGGGCGUAAUCUCGCUGUCUCUCAGGUGACCACUAAGUACGUGCUGUGGGUGGAUGAUGACUUCAUCUUCACCUCUAACACAAAGUUGGAGAAAAUGGUAGAUGUUUUAGAGAGCACCAGUUUAGACCUGGUAGGAGGGGCAGUCAGGGAGGUGACGGGAUACACUGCCACCUACCGCCAUACUAUCUCAACAGAAAAAGGUGAAGAAGAUGGAGAUUGUUUACACAUUAGAAAGGGCUUCUAUCAUGUUCUCGAGGGCUUCCCUAAUUGUGUAGUAACAGAUGCCGUCAUUAACUUCUUCAUGGCACGUACCGACAAGGUGCGGCAAGUGGGCUUUGACCCUCGCCUGGCACGGAUCGCACACAUAGAGUUUUUUGUUGAUGGCCUUGGUGUUCUCCAUGUGGGUUCCUGUGAUGAUGUUAUAAUCAACCAUGCAUCAAAGAUCAAAGAGAUGUUGCCAUUCGGACAAUCAGAAACUGAUAAGGAAUAUUCUAAGUUCCGUUAUGCUAACACCUGGAGCAAUCAAACUGCUCUUUUUUACUUCAAGAACCACUUCAAAUGCAUGACAAGUAACGAUUAAAAGUGAUCUAUGAAUAUUAAUACAUUAUUUUUUUUAGGAAUGUGCCUCUUUAGACUCCCUUAAGAAGUCUAAAGAGGUUAUAAAGUAAGACAUUAUGCAAAUUUACAGACCUGUCAAUGAACCAUACAAAAAAGACCAAACAUGACUUCUAAACUUCUAAACCAUUUGGCAUGUAUGUAAAGGAAAGCCAGACUGCAGAUUUUGUGUAAGUGUAAGAAUUAAAAGACCUUGAGGUAAACCUUAUCCAAUUUUUUUUUUUUCCCUGAUUUCCUCCUUAAUUUAUUCAUGGCCGAUUCCCACCCAUCAAGCAUCUCUCCCCUAUCACACAACAGCUACCAUUCUGCUCUCUUGGGCUCCUGGCCACGGAUGGCUGUGGCAUCAUUAGGAUUUGAGCUAGCCCUAGCCAUCUCUGGAUGUGCCCCUUUUCUGUUGUGCCAUUCGGAUGCACUACAUCCUCCUGUAUAUUAAAAUGACUAUUUUAUUUUAUUUUAUUUUAUAUUAUUAAUACCUCUUGCUCCACUCAUUUAAAAAUUACAAGUAUAAAAUUUGCAAAUUUCCUCUUGAGUUCUGUUUUAGUUCUAUAUUAUGUUCAUAUUAUUUCAUGACUAAAUCAUAGUAUGCUAUAGGCGUGUAACACCAUGACACUAUCUGUAUCUGCUUUGUGCUCCAAAUAUUCAUAUCUGUAUUGGGAUUUAGAUUUCAACCCCAAGUGGGCAUGGUCUAAAACGGAAAGGAAACACCAGAAAGUUCAUACAUGAAUUGGAAAAUACCUGUAACGAGAUUAUGUUUAUUUAUUUAUUAAUUACUUAACCACAUAUUUAAAUUUAAUUAAUUUAAUUAAUAGAUAAUUUAAUUUAUCUAUCACAGUUUACCGCUUGUGCCUAUUUAUUCAAUUCAAUUCAGUUUUAUUUGUAUAGCGCUUUUAACAGUGGACAUUGCCACAAAGCAGCUUUACAGAAAUAAAUCGAUUCAAAUUAAAUUAAACCAAAAUAAAUUGUAACUAUGUGAAUUUAUCCCUAAUGAGCAAGCCAGCGGCGAUGGUGGCAAGGAAAAACUCCCUAAGACGAUAUGAGGAAGAAACCUUUAGAGGAACCAGACUCAAAAGGGAACCCAUCCUCAUCUGGGUGCUAACAGAUAGUGUAGUUAUAAAUAAAUCCCUUCUAUGUCUGUGCAAUUGUGCAACCAGUAAAUUCAUCACAGUUUUCACAAGAAGUUUGGUUUGUUAAACCUGUCCAUUUUGGAGUCCUGUGUACAAAGCUGCUUGUGGCAACCGCAGCCCCAAAGUCAUCACAGCAAUCACAGUCCCAAGCCAUCACAGUACACUAUUUAUAGCAUGAUGGCUGUCUUUAAGAAACACCUAUUAUGCAUGGUUAACUGUUAAUAAUGGAUGAUGGUGGGAUGUUGGGUAACUUGCAGGAAGUUGCAUAACAGUUCCCCCAAACAUGUUACUGUGUCUCACUCUUUAAUUUAAUGUAAAGUUAAAAGUACACUCUUAGGAAAAAGGUUAUUCAAGGGAUCAUUUGUAAAUACAGUGGUUAUAUAUAGAACCGUGAAAAUUUCAGAGAACCAUCUGACUGCUUAAAUGGUUCUUAGCAUGUAAGAUAAAAUGGUUCUUAAUUUUUGCAGUGCAAAUUAAGCAACACUUGCCUCCACAAGGUCAUCUUUGGCUAUCAUAUUUUCUCACUACAUAAAAUGAGUCAUUAUACUUUAAAAGAAAGACAGUUAAACUUUGGCCAGGUAUGUCUACAAUGUAAAAUAUUGUUAUGUCAAAUAUUUAGUGAGAUAAGUAAUUGAACUCAGCAAGUUUAAGUAACUAAACGCUCUGUUGUAUACGUUAUGAUACUCUCAGAAAAAAGUUAUAUUGCUGUUUGUUUGUUUGUUUGUUUGUUUUUUGCAUUAAAGAUGACUUAAAAAUAAAGGUCUUCUAAGUAUUUUGGGGGCAUGUUGCCAAAUGGCAACACCAUACAAGAAUGGAAAUUGACAGUGGACCUGUUGACCAUAUAAAUGUUAACACUAAUGAAGCAGAGGUACACACGGAGUCAUAGAAUAACUGGAGUUUGGGAGAAGGACCACAUCUGAAUCUUCUAUGUGUGUGUGUUUUUUUAACAAUUUCUAUUUUGAUUUGGAAGUAUGUCUAGCUCAUCAACUCACUGAGAGCUCUAAACCUCAUGGCAGAUGCAACCAGGUUUUGGGUUGAAAUAACCUGGUACUUAGCAGAAUUCAUAAUGCUAUCAAUCUUCAUAAGAACCUCUGAGCCAACGGUAUAAAUCCACAACUUUAAUCUUUAGGCCAUUUUUCCCUUCUUCAUCAUCCUCCUCUGUGUAUGGAGGAACAUUGUGGUCCUAUUCUUGGCAUUUUCCCUCUUUUUCCAGAUGUGCAACUUUUUUUUGUGCUGUAAAUGUGCUUUGUUUAACUGUAACUACUAAACAUAACUGCUUAUGUGUUUUUUAUACUUAUUACCUGAUUUGUGCAGGAGAAUAACCAUCUCUUUUUUGCCUUGAAAUUUCCUUCGUUUUUCCAGUGGUAAUGGAUGACAAAAGAAAUAUCCCAUGGAAACCUGCUGUAUUUUUGUGCAACCUCAUAUUUAUACCCAAGGGACACAGGACAUGGUUAAAGGCAACAAAAAGGUUUUGGGAGUCUUCUGUUAUAUAUGGCUCACAUAUGAAGUGUGCCAAUAUUUAUGGAGGGCAUUGUAUACAACCUGUUGCACAAAUACUAAAAAAACUUUCACACAAGCUCCUUUCAUUCUUCAUAAAUACCACUUCAGAAAAUAUUGCAUUCUGUCAUUAUUUUCAGUACUGUUGCUCACACAUGUUUAGAGGCAUUUCAUCCAUUUACAUUAAAUACACAACACUGAUUACUGAAAGGCAUUGUGACCUGGAGACAGGAAGCUUAGGCUUAGGGAUCAGAGCACAUUUUAAAUACAAUUCCAUAUAAAAUGUUAAAGAUUAUGCAUGAUGUGGCUUGCCAUCUGAGAAUUGUGUAUUUUAUAAUUCCCAACUGAGCCUGAACCAUCCUUGCAUCCAGGCAUUUGAGAUUUAGGUGUGGCUGAGCGGCUGCAGUUUUAUAUCACAAAGUAAUUAUGAUCUACAUGCCAUCCUGCCAAUUAGUAAAAUACUCUGGUAGCUAUUUAAAGUAAAACCUGGGUAGUUCAUUGUCUGGAGAGUUCUUUGAAAUGAGCCCUGGAUAAAUAUGGGCAUCAAACAUCAAAAACGAAAAUCAUUCAUUUUGUGGCUCUGUAUUCAUUUUAAUCAGGUCAAGGUGCUGGUUAGUGAUUAGGUAGUGAAUAGUAGGUCAGUGAUGAUAGUAAUGAGACAGCAGAGGGCAGUGUAUCGUUUCAGUGUGUGAAGUGCAGCAUGUGCACUCCCACUGACAAUAACUGUGCAAAAACACAAGAGGCAUGCUGCAUUUUGCUUUGAUCAUGGGUAAGAUCCACUUAGAUAGCUACAAGAAAAAAUAAAUAAAUAUGAGGCAACAAACUGUGGGAUAAAAUUGUGGCAUUGCCUCUUAAGUCUACCAGAAAAUUGACAUUUAAUAACUACACACAGUAAUUAUAGUAAAAAAAAAAAAAAAAAACCUUUUACAAAGCUAAGAAUCCUACAUCCAAAGAAUAAAUGUAAGGAUAUAUGUAAAACACAUCAAGGACGUUGUUAUAGGAAAAUAAUCAAUGACAGAGUGGUGUGAUGCAGCCACAGGAAUCUGCCAACACUAACCUUUUUUUUUAUCAUAAUAAAAUAUUGUAUAUUUGAUCCAUUUAUAGUUGCAUGUAAAAUUAUUGAACAUCCAUGAGACAAGGUAGUUCCAGUUGGUUUAAACCUGUUCAUGUGGAGUGCCUACCCUACAAGUUCCUGUGUAAGCUAUCACUAUAGAAACAAUAACGUAUAAGAAUGAGUGCAUUAAUAUAAACCUGCGAUUUGUCUUGCAGACAUCACUAGUGUCACAGCAACAAAUUCAGAGAAUUCUGUGGUAAAAAUCUAAAUGAAAUAGCAC
Messenger RNA from Pangasianodon hypophthalmus (striped catfish), 5689 nucleotides. Its product is annotated as beta-1,4 N-acetylgalactosaminyltransferase 1-like. The coding region runs from base 113 to 1699 and encodes 528 amino acids. Gene Ontology annotation, cellular component: Golgi membrane. NCBI's taxonomy places the organism in Eukaryota, Metazoa, Chordata, Actinopteri, Siluriformes, Pangasiidae. The record is from RefSeq and is a predicted model, not a curated record. The transcript is spliced from 11 exons. Gene Ontology annotation, molecular function: hexosyltransferase activity. Gene Ontology annotation, biological process: ganglioside biosynthetic process.